UCUACUCAAUUAUGAUAAUUUAUUAUAAUGAUCAUUACUACCUCUACAUGUUUUAAACAGGUUAUCUCAAAACUUUUCCUUGAACCCCCAAGCAUCCCCCUGGCCCGCAUUUUUGAAAAGCAUAAAUCACAACAUGUUUAUGAUUGUGAUUUGGGUAGUUUUAUGACCCAAUCUACCACAUGAUAUAUGCAUGAUUGAAUAUGAGUCAUUUAGAUAAUAGUGACUCUCUCUGUGGUUUAUUUUGGACGUGGUGUGGUGCAGUGGUUAAAGAUACAGGCUGCAAACUGAAAGGUGAUUAUAUAAAAGUGACUAUGAAACAGUAAUGAGAAUUAUGCAUAAUGCAUUUUCCCACCAGAUUUUGGUGUGAAUAUGAAGCUGACAUGUUUUUUGAGAGAUUCACUUCUUGGUGUGUUUCCUGAUUGGUUUAUGUGUAGAACUAGUGUUUUAUAUAAUUCAUUUUCAUGCUGUUCUGCAUUGGUUUCGGUCUCUUUAUACAGUUAUAAAGACUAUGUGUCUAGUUUGAAGGAUGUAAAAACCUGCCUCUUCUCUCUGUUCUUCUGUGGCUCUCCAUUAUCUCCUCGUCCACCACACCAUCAUUCCUGUAUUUCCUGUAUUUGGCUUGGUUUGGGAAGGUUUAUUCACCGGCUUCGCUUUUACACUGGAAGAGGAAGUGCAUGAAUUAUCUUCACAUGAUUUAUGAAGUUAAUCUCUGCGUUCUUGUGUUCAGAUAAGCCAGCUGCGUAAGAAAUGACACGUUUAACUUUUGUGCAUCAUUGUUGCAAAACUUCCUUACUGUUGUCUAAUGUCAUUAAUACGUUUUGAAUAAGAAUAAUGGAGUGCAUUUUACAAGAACAGUCUUUCAGCGUCAUAACGUUACAUUUGAUUUUGACGUGCUGCUUGUGAUACCUUGUAAUUAAGUUUUUUAAGUUUACUAGCAAUUUCAGAUUUCCAAAUUUAGUUUUUUUCAUUGUGUCUGUCAUGCAAUAAUCUUAACGUGACUUCUUUUCCAACCCUGACUUUAUUUUUUUCAGUUUGACGUUCCAGCUGGACGGAUUCUUUUAAAUCUGUUGUUUAAGCAAUGAAACUCGAUAUUUCUCUUCAUGAUAUUUUAUCUCUUUGCCUCUUCUUUCCCACAAUCCUCCCUGAUGCCGGACCACGAGAGCGGCUGCGGACACACAGUAUCGAGUCGUCUGGGAAGCUGAAGAUCUCUCCGGAGCAGCACUGGGACUUCACAGCCGAAGACCUGAAGGAUCUCGGCGAGAUCGGCCGAGGAGCGUACGGCUCCGUCAACAAGAUGGUGCACAAACCCAGCGGACAGAUCAUGGCUGUCAAACGGAUCCGCUCGACGGUGGACGAGCGCGAACAGAAGCAGCUGCUCAUGGAUCUGGAUGUGGUCAUGAGGAGCAGCGACUGUCCUUACAUCGUCCAGUUCUACGGGGCUCUUUUCAGAGAGGGGGAUUGCUGGAUAUGCAUGGAGCUCAUGUCUACCUCCUUCGACAAAUUCUACAAAUACGUUUAUUCCUCUUUAGACGAAGUGAUUCCCGAGGAGAUUUUAGGGAAGAUAACACUAGCUACUGUGAAAGCACUUAACCACUUAAAAGAAAACUUGAAAAUUAUUCACAGAGACAUAAAGCCAUCGAAUAUCCUUCUGGACAGGAAAGGCAACAUUAAGCUGUGUGAUUUUGGCAUCAGCGGACAGCUGGUCGACUCCAUCGCCAAAACCAGGGACGCAGGCUGCAGACCGUACAUGGCACCGGAGAGGAUAGACCCCAGCGCCUCCAGACAGGGGUAUGAUGUGCGCUCAGACGUCUGGAGUUUGGGAAUCACACUGUAUGAGCUGGCCACAGGACGCUUCCCCUACCCAAAGUGGAACAGCGUGUUCGAUCAGCUGACGCAGGUGGUGAAGGGCGACCCGCCGCAGCUCAGCAGCUCAGAGGAGAGACAGUUCUCCCCCAAAUUCAUCAACUUCGUCAACCUGUGCCUUACAAAGGACGAGUCAAAAAGGCCAAAGUACAAAGAGCUUCUGAAACAUCCCUUCAUUCAGAUCUACGAGGAGCGUACGGUAGACGUGGCCAGCUACGUCUGCAGGAUCCUGGAUCAGAUGCCCACGUCCCCCAGCUCCCCCAUGUACGUGGACUGAGACCAGACGCAUUGCUUUCUCACAGAACGGCAGUAUUAAACCAGGAAAACACACGAGAACACAGCGGUGUUCAAUACAAGCUCCACUGUAAAAUACCUCCUACCCUCGUCUCUCUGUCUCGCUCUUACUGUCUCACACACACACACACACACACACACACACACACGUAUCUGAUGGGACGCGUGGAGGUCUGGCCUCUCGCAGAUGCGGAAUAGUGAUUUUAAACAGAUAUAAAGUAAUGAAAUAAAUAAUAAAUAAGCCUGGAAUUGUAUUUAUACUUCUGAAAUCACUUGUGGAAUAUAUGAUUCGGAAAGCCUUCGACGUACUGGAAAUCUGCUCGUGUCCUGUCCCUCCUCUUCAUGUAUGUGAUAUUAAACGUGUUUUGUAUGUUAAGGUGAAUGAUGAUGAUGCAGAGGUGUCCGGGGUUUCUGUAAUCCUCACUGUACAACGACUAUGUUAUUAAAAUAAAACUGAGGAAUAUGGAAAGGA
Messenger RNA from Carassius auratus (goldfish), 2629 nucleotides. RefSeq names its product mitogen-activated protein kinase kinase 4a (gene map2k4a). The transcript is spliced from 10 exons. Gene Ontology annotation, biological process: protein phosphorylation; MAPK cascade. The record is from RefSeq and is a predicted model, not a curated record. Lineage: Eukaryota; Metazoa; Chordata; Actinopteri; Cypriniformes; Cyprinidae. Gene Ontology annotation, molecular function: JUN kinase kinase activity; ATP binding. Bases 1079 to 2140 code for a protein of 353 amino acids.